UUUGUUUUCAGCUGAACGCCAUUAACUCCAAAUUCCCAGUCUAAACAGUCCUCACCUCACUCCAAACCUUUGAAACAGCCACACAGACAGACAGACACACAAGUAGACAAACCCAAAUCCUACUUUAUUCCAUCCCCAUGUGAAGAAAAAAAAAAUACAGUCUUUUUCCAACCAGCGAAAAUCCCUUCAAACACCCGAAACCUUUAAAACAAAAGUACAAACCCGCUCCCAUUAAAACUAAACAAAACUAGUCCUUUUUCUGUAACUUUUAUCUGUAUCUUCUCUCUCUCUCUCUCUCUCUGUGUCUGAGAGAGAAAAAGAAAAGAAAAGAAAAGCAGACAAACAAAACAAAGACAGAAAAAACUCUUUAACACAUCUCUCUCUGUUUGUUUGGUUUUGUUAAAACUUAAAAGAGGAAAUGUCGAGUCCGACUCCCGGAGCGUCUCCGGCGCCCUCGUCACCUCCGUCGAACAACACCGCCUCACCACCACCAGCCACUCCCUCAGCUCCACCACCAGCCACUCCCUCAGCUCCUCCUCCAUCCACGAACACCACCGCCUCUCCUCCGCCACCAACACCAGUCACUCCAUCAUCAUCGCCACCACCGCCAUCAUCCACUAACACCACCUCUCCCCCUCCAUCGACAGCCCCUCCCUCCACUCCAACUCCCACACCUCCCUCCUCAUCAUCUCCAACCCCUCCUUCAACUCAAAGCUCUCCUCCUCCUCCUCCGUCGAGUUCUAAUAACUCGCCCCCGAGUACUCGGAGCCCUCCGCCGCCACCUUCUUCCUCCAAUACGACGCCGUCUACUUCGUCGAGUGGGAUAUCUACCGGGGUAGUGGUGGGGUUAGCGAUAGGUGGGGUGGUGAUACUAGUGGUGUUGAGUUUAUUGUGCAUUUGUUGUAAAAAGAAGCGGAAACGCCGUGACGACGAAGACUACUAUCCUCCUCCACCGCCUCCUGGGCCCAAAGGUGGCCCUUACGGUGGUCCACAACAGCAUUGGCAGUAUAAUGCUCCCCCACCUUCCGAUCAUGUUGUUGGAGCGAUGCCCAAACCCUCUCCCCCUCCAGCAGUUGCAUCACGACCGCCAUACUCCCCGGUAAAUGCUCCUACCUCACCGAAGCCCCCACCACCACCGCCGCCACAAUACCUGAGCAGCAGUGGUGGUUCCAACUAUUCAGGGUCUGAAAAUCCUCAACCACCACCUCAUCCAGGAGUGGUCUUAGGUUUCUCAAAGAGCACUUUUACAUAUGACGAAUUAGCUAUGGCAACGGAUGGCUUCUCAGAUGCCAACCUCCUUGGACAAGGUGGAUUUGGGUAUGUGCAUAGAGGGGUCCUUCCAAAUGGGAAGGAAGUAGCGAUCAAGCAGUUGAAAGCUGGAAGUGGGCAGGGGGAGCGCGAGUUUCAGGCAGAAGUCGAGAUAAUUAGCAGAGUACAUCACAAGCACCUUGUUUCAUUGGUUGGGUACUGUAUUGCUGGGGCCCAGAGACUGCUUGUUUAUGAGUUUGUUCCAAACAAUACUUUGGAGUUCCACUUACAUGGGAAGGGGCGACCAACUAUGGGUUGGCCGACCAGACUUAAAAUUGCUUUAGGAGCUUCUAAAGGACUGGCAUAUCUUCAUGAGGAUUGUCAUCCCAAGAUCAUUCAUCGUGAUAUCAAAGCAUCUAAUAUUCUUUUAGAUUUCAAGUUUGAGGCAAAGGUUGCAGAUUUUGGACUUGCAAAAAUUGCUUCUGAUGCCAAUACUCAUGUCUCCACCCGGGUGAUGGGAACUUUUGGGUAUCUGGCUCCAGAGUACGCUUCAAGUGGGAAACUCACAGACAAAUCAGAUGUUUUCUCCUUUGGUGUCAUGCUUUUGGAGUUGAUCACUGGACGCCGACCUGUUGACACAACCAAUACUUUCAUGGAGGAUAGUUUGGUAGACUGGGCGAGGCCUUUGCUCUCACGAACCUUGGAAGAUAGAAACUUUGAUGAUCUGGCUGAUCCCAAACUGAAAAAUGAUUAUGACCCCAAUGAGAUGGCUCGCAUGGUUGCUUGUGCUGCAGCUUCUGUGCGUCAUUCAGGACGGCGUCGACCACGAAUGAGCCAGAUUGUUCGUGCUUUGGAGGGAGAGGCGUCUCUAACUGAUCUUAAUGAAGGAAUCAGACCUGGGCACAGCACUCAAUACAGUUCUUAUGGAAGCUCAGACUAUGACACAAGCCAAUACAAUGAGGACAUGAAAAAAUUCAGGAAGAUGGCAUUGGGAAGCCAGGAGUAUGGUGCCAGUAGUGAGUAUAGUGGACGAACCAGUGAGUAUGGUUUGUACCCUUCUGGGUCAAGCAGUGAAGGCCACAACACUCGAGAAAUGGAGAUGGGAAAAAUGAAGAAAAGCAGUCUAGGUUUUAGUGGGGGCUCUUAAGAACUGAUGCCAUAUCUUUUUUUCCUGUAAAAACCCGCCCCCUUAUUUUUACUUUUGGUGUCAAAUUGAUUGCAGAAAUGUCAUGUUUUGCAUGAGUUAACAUUAAUUUCUUUUUCUUUUGAAAUUAUCGGUUUUCUACAUUGUAUUUAUCAAUAGUGCUUAUACAACAAAAUAACAGAGAAACUUGUUCCAAUUCUUUUA
This is a messenger RNA of Quercus lobata, 2596 nucleotides long. It is a transcript of the gene PERK1, whose product is annotated as proline extensin-like receptor kinase 1. Bases 419 to 2395 code for a protein of 658 amino acids. Gene Ontology annotation, biological process: protein phosphorylation. Gene Ontology annotation, molecular function: protein kinase activity; ATP binding. The transcript has 8 exons. NCBI's taxonomy places the organism in Eukaryota, Viridiplantae, Streptophyta, Magnoliopsida, Fagales, Fagaceae. The record is from RefSeq and is a predicted model, not a curated record.